GGACACCGACUAAAACGGUUCAUUAAAUUAAAAAUUUACUCUUAACUCUCACACUUAACAAAAAGAAAAUAAAGUGAGAAGUUAAAUAAAUAAAAUAAUUUGCAAUUUUGUUUGUACAAGAGUGCAAGCAACCAAAUACAUAAAUAAAAUCAAAAUUCAUACAAAAGUUAACUUGAAGCAAUAAAUAAAUGUCUACUAAUAUGGCUACUUUGUUACCUGGAAAUAUUGUAUAUGGCGGUCCCAUAACCGGCUCAGAGACUAAAGCUUAUAAAUCGUUGGGUCAUUUUGUUUUGGAAAAGUACAAGAGUUUUGGCACCCAAACUGUUAUGAUUGAUGCUGUCACUGGCCAAGAAUACUCUGCCCAAUAUAUGCACGAUGCCAUUGUUAGAUUGGCUUAUGUUCUUAAACACUUGGGUGUUAAAAGCAACGAUGUGGUGGGUCUAUCAAGCGAGAAUAGCGUAGAGUUUGCUAUAACAUUAUUUGCUACAUUUGUGUUAAAUGCCACAGUAGCCCCAUUAAAUGUUACAUAUUCUGAACGUGAAGUCCAUCAUGCCAUUAACCUUUCAAAGCCCAAAGUUAUUUUUGCCUCAAAAAUGACCGUUGAACGCAUUACCAAGGUGGCCAAAAACAAUUCGUUUGUCAAGAAAAUCGUGGUCUUUUCUACCAACUCAACCAACUCUAGUGUUUAUGCUUUCAAAGAAUUAAUGGAAAAUAAAUCAAUUCCCUCACAAGCAACUUACGAUUGUUUGAAGGCCGAUAAGGAUCAGGAUGUUGCAUUGAUUGUGUGCUCUUCGGGUACCACAGGCAUGCCCAAGGGUGUACAAUUGACGCAGUCAAAUAUUUUGUCCACCUUGGAUUCUCAGUUAGAACCAACUGCUCUUCCUUUGGGCGAUAUAACAAUGUUGACGGUUAUUCCUUGGUUCCAUGCUUUCGGCUGUUUAACACUCAUUACCACUGCCUGUCUGGGCACAUGUUUGGUAUAUUUGCCCAAAUUUGAAGACCAUUUGUUCUUGAGUGCUAUUGAGAAAUAUCGCGUUAUGAUGGCUUUCAUGGUGCCCCCAUUGAUGGUGUUUUUGGCCAAGCAUCCCAUUGUGGAAAAAUACGAUUUGUCUUCGUUAAUGGUACUGUUGUGUGGUGCUGCUCCUUUAAGCAAAGAAACUGAAGAUCAAAUCAAGGAACGUAUUGGUGUGCCGAUUAUUCGUCAGGGUUAUGGCUUAAGUGAAUCCACUUUAAGUUUGUUGGUGCAAAACGAUAAUGCCUGUAAACCCGGCAGUGUUGGUGCUUUGAAAGUUGGUCUUUGGGCUAAAGUAAUUGAUCCGGAUAGCGGCAAAACUUUGGGCCCCAACCAACGUGGAGAACUCUGUUUCAAGGGUGAUUGCAUCAUGAAGGGCUACAUUGGUGAUGUCAAGUCUACACAAAGUGUUAUUGUCGAUGGCUGGCUACAUACCGGUGAUAUUGGUUACUUUGAUGAUGAUUUCGAAUUCUUUAUUGUUGACCGCAUUAAGGAGUUAAUCAAAUACAAAGGUUUCCAAGUACCCCCCGCAGAAAUAGAAGCCUUACUUUUGACCCACCCCAAAAUUAAGGAUGCCGCUGUUAUUGGCAAACCCGACGAAGAAGCCGGUGAAUUACCUAUGGCUUUUGUGGUUAAACAAGCCAAUGUUCAGCUAUCGGAACAAGAAGUUAUUGAUUUUGUGGGAGAACGCGCUUCCCCCGCCAAGAAGCUACGUGGCGGUGUAAUGUUUGUAGAUGAAAUUCCCAAAAACCCCAGUGGCAAAAUUUUAAGACGUGUUCUUCGCGACCUAAUCAAAAAGAAACUCAAAUCAAAAUUGUAAAUAAAACUAUUUUCCUUAGAACACACUCCACCACUUAACCAAAGCCAUAAAGUAAAACUUUUCAUUAAUUGUUAAAAGAAACAAAUAUUUUUGUAAACUAAAAAUUCUUAUAAGAAUAAUUAAUUAAUUAAUAAUGGUGUUGCAAUAUUUUAUUGGUACAAGUAGAAAAAGACACUCUGAUAAAAUAAUUCCAAAAUAAAAAGUUUUUACACAUUUUUAUAUACAAAAUAAAAAAAUAUACAUAUAUUUAACAAAAUAAAAA
Calliphora vicina (urban bluebottle blowfly) is the source of this 2094-nucleotide messenger RNA. RefSeq names its product luciferin 4-monooxygenase. Bases 189 to 1832 code for a protein of 547 amino acids. The transcript is spliced from 5 exons. Gene Ontology annotation, molecular function: long-chain fatty acid-CoA ligase activity. Lineage: Eukaryota; Metazoa; Arthropoda; Insecta; Diptera; Calliphoridae. Gene Ontology annotation, biological process: long-chain fatty acid metabolic process; fatty-acyl-CoA biosynthetic process. The record is from RefSeq and is a predicted model, not a curated record.